This is a messenger RNA of Oryza brachyantha (malo sina), 2851 nucleotides long. Its product is annotated as receptor-like protein 7. The record is from RefSeq and is a predicted model, not a curated record. Gene Ontology annotation, molecular function: protein binding. NCBI's taxonomy places the organism in Eukaryota, Viridiplantae, Streptophyta, Magnoliopsida, Poales, Poaceae.
UCCGCCGACCGCCGAGAUGUCCACUCGGAUAGCUCAACGAGACCACCUCGAUCCGCUGCUUCUUCUUGCAAUCGUCGUCCUCCUACGAAUGGGUAUGGCAAGCUCGCUCCCGUGCUCGCCCGACCAGGCCGCGGCGCUGCUCCAGCUCAAGCGGUCGUUCACCGCGACGAGCGCAUCCGCCACCGCCUUCCGGUCGUGGCGCGCCGGCACGGACUGCUGCCGCUGGGCGAGCGUGCGCUGCGACGGCGGCGGCCGCGUCACCUCCCUCGAUCUCGGCGGACGCCGCCUGCGAAGCGGCGGCCUUGACCCUGCCGUCUUCAGCCUCACGUCGCUGCGGCGUCUCAGCCUCGGAGGCAACAACUUCAGCGGGUCGCGGCUCCCGGCCGCCGGGUUCGAGCGGCUCACCGAGCUCACCCAUCUCAACAUCUCCGCCAGCUUCUCUGGCCAGAUCCCAGCAGGUAUAGGACUCCUCACCAACUUGGUUUCUCUCGACCUGUCGUCUCGCAUCUACAUCGUCAAUCAAGGAGAUGGUGUCAAUGUCAUGUCAAAUUUGUAUCCCGCCUGGGGCUUCUCCAGGGUAAACUUCGAGAAGUUGAUCUCAAAUCUUGGUAAUCUGAGGGAACUGUAUCUAGGCUUGGUGUACAUGUCCAACGGAGACGAAAGGUGGUGCCAAGCUCUGGCUAAUUCCACUCCUAAGAUUCAGGUUCUGAGCCUACCAUUAUGCAAGAUCUCUGGUCCCAUUUGUCAAUCCUUGUUUCGUUUGCGAUCCCUUUCAGUUAUUAACUUGCAAAGAAAUCACUUGUCUGGUCCCAUACCUGAAUCUUUCGCUGAUUUACCAUCCCUUAGUGUCCUGCAACUUUCAAGAAACCAGUUUGAGGGCUUGUUUCCAACAAGGAUCUUCAAAAACAGAAAGCUUACAACUAUUAGCUACAACUAUGAAAUCUAUGGCAGUUUGCCCAAUUUCCCACCAAAUAGUAGUUUGAUCAAAUUGCAUGUCAGUGGCACCAAGUUCUCAGGUUUUAUACCAAGCUCUAUUUCUAAUAUCACAGGUCUGAAGGAGCUGGGUCUUAGUGAAAAUGAUUUCUCUACAGAACUGCCAUCUUCUCUAGGAAUGCUUACAUCCUUGAACUUAUUUGAGGUUUCUGGGCUUGGACUAGUAGGAUCAAUGCCAACUUGGAUAACAAAUCUAACAUCUUUGACAGAGCUCCAAUUUUCUCAUUGUGACUUGUCUGGACCUUUACCAUCUUCCAUAGACAAUCUCAAGAAUCUUAGAAGAUUAUCUAUAUUCAAGAGCAACUUUUCUGGAAACAUACCAUUGCAAAUCUUUAACUUGACACAACUCCAGAUCUUGGAACUUGUACAGAACAACUUCAUGGGGACAGUGGAACUUACCUCAUUCUGGGGAUUACCAUACUUAAAACACCUUGGUCUUUCAAAUAAUAAAUUAUCUGUGGUCGACGGGUUAGUCAAUGAUUCAGCAGCAUCUUCUCCCAGAGUAGCAUCCUUGAUGUUGGCAUCCUGCAAAAUAUCAACGUUUCCUAAUGCAUUAAGACAUCAAGAUAACAUAGACUUACUUGAUCUUUCAAAUAAUCAAAUGGGUGGGGCAAUACCUUCAUGGGUCUGGGAAACUUGGAAAGAAUUGUUCUUCUUGGAUCUAUCAAAUAACAAGUUUACAAGUCUAGGACAUGACACUUUGCUCCCCUUAUACACAAGAUAUAUAAAUCUCAGUUAUAACAUGUUUGAAGGGCCCAUACCUAUACCUAAAGGGUGUACAGAUUCUCUGUUGGAUUACUCGAAUAAUCGGUUUUCGUCUAUGCCAUUUGAUCUAAUUCCAUAUCUUGCUGGUACACUAUCUCUAAUGGUCUCUAGGAAUAAUGUCUCUGGAGAAAUCCCAUCAACAUUUUGCGCUGUUAAGAGUCUUCAAAUCCUUGAUCUCUCCAAUAAUAUCAUAAAUGGCUCAAUUCCUUCUUGUCUGAUGGAGAAUUCCUCAACACUUAAGAUAUUAAAUUUGAAGGCAAACCAACUUCAUGGAGAGUUGCCGCAUAAUAUCAAGGAACAUUGUGCAUUCGAGGCAUUGGAUUUCAGCCACAACUGGAUUGAAGGGAAACUACCUACAUCAUUAGUAGCUUGCAAAAACUUGAUGAUACUUGACAUUGGGAACAAUCAAAUUGGAGGCUAUUUCCCAUGUUGGAUGCAUCUUCUUCCUAAACUCCAAGUCCUUGUCUUGAAGUCUAACAAGUUCUACGGACAGUUGGGUCCUACUCUUGCUAAAGAUGAAAGCAGUUGUGAAUUACAAGAUCUUCGGAUUCUUGAUCUAGCUUCAAACAACUUCUCAGGCAUACUGCCUGGUGAAUGGUUUAGUAAACUAAAAUCCAUGAUGCUAGUCUCCACUAAUGAGACAUUGGUAAUGAAAGAUGCAGAUACAUAUAGCACAUUUUACCGCACGCCAUAUUUUUUUCCUACUACAGUUACAUAUAAAGGACUUUACAUGGCGUUUACUAAGAUCUUUAACACCCUUGUACUAAUUGAUGUCUCGAACAAUAAAUUCCAUGGCAGCAUUCCUGAAACUAUUGGGAUGCUUAGUGCGCUCAGUGGUCUCAACAUGUCACAUAAUGCUCUUACAGGACCAAUUCCCAACCAGCUUGGUAGUCUGCAUCAACUUGAGUCUUUGGACCUUUCAUCAAAUAAGCUUUCUGGGGAGAUCCCUCAAAAUUUAGCAUUCUUGGACUUUCUAUCAACAUUGAACCUGUCCAAUAAUAUGGAGGGAAGGAUUCCAGAGUCGCCUCAUUUCUCAUCACUGCCCAAUAGUUCGUUUAUACGUAAUGUUGGUUUGUGCGGGCCUCCAUUAUGA